Molecule: messenger RNA, 1152 nt
Organism: Clonostachys byssicola
Lineage: Eukaryota; Fungi; Ascomycota; Sordariomycetes; Hypocreales; Bionectriaceae
Source: the annotation of a GenBank genome assembly
AUGGAGCUAUGUAGAGCGCCGAGCUCACCUCAAGGACUGCGCAAGACGUGUGACCAUUGCAGGAAGCGCAAGAUCAAAUGCUCGAAUGAGACUCCAUGCACCCGUUGCCAGAGAUUUGGGUUGCUUUGUCGAUACUCUCCUACAAGACCUAUCGGUCGCCCGUCAAAGCGACAAGCCACUCCACCAUCCAACCCGAGAUCAACUUCUCUAUGUCCACAAAGCUCUGGCCUGUCUUCAUUCUGCCGCAAUGAACCUUCAGAGUUUGAGCAUCUCAAUGUACCAGGAGGUCUCGCCGACGACGCCAUGACCCUGGAUGCCUUGGGUGCUCCAAUGACUUUCCCGACCCCCCCGGACGACCUUUCAUGGUCCGAAUGGUCAGCGUUGGAUACAAUCAUCAACAAUGCGCAUCCAUUCGCUGGUUCGUGCCAGGAUCAGCUUCUUCAAGUGCAUAAUAAGCCGCGAGGAGACGGCUGCAUCAGUAAUGCCGACGAGGCACUAUCACAAGUACACGAGCACACGCACGCAGAUACGCAAUGCCAAUGCGGAAAGUUUGUCAAAGAUCACAUGAACACGAAGAAGACCGACAUCGACGACCUUUUGGAGUUCAUCAUGGCACAGCGGAAGUCGAGGGAUCUGGCACAACAGGUACUGACUUGUACUAGCUGCGGCAAUCUCGACAGUCUACCUAGCCAGGUUGCAGGGAAUGUGCUCCUCUUCGGAGCAGUCAUGAUGGACGCCCUCUUGUUGUAUCAGAAAUUCACCCGGGAGCAGAGGCACCGUGCGCUUGCCUCGCCCGAUGACCAAUGCGCCAAGAAAAUCUAUCUGGCUUCCACGGGUCCCGGCUGCCAACAGCUUGAUUUCCAACUCGAGCAACGGCAUGCUUGGCCUCUCGCAAAGGCGCUGCUGCGGAUCGAAGUUGACCAACUCAAUCGUAUGUGCACUGCCUUUGUCGCGCGGCAAUGGCAGGUUCACGAAAAGGGGCACGAGAUGUGCUCCUCCGGUGCAGUAUGCAAGAAGCCCAAGUCUCCAACACCGUCGUUUCCAGCAGACUCUUGCCCUCGUAGCAUCGAGCCCACGGCAUUCUUCAAUUGCUUCCGCACGGCAAAGCACCUACAGUCUCUCAUCGAGAGUGUCCAGAAGGACCUGGAAUGA